Molecule: messenger RNA, 1741 nt
Organism: Rhopilema esculentum
Lineage: Eukaryota; Metazoa; Cnidaria; Scyphozoa; Rhizostomeae; Rhizostomatidae
Source: RefSeq, a predicted model, not a curated record
AGUCAACGAUCUUCACUUUUGUCAAGUUCUUAUCGGCCGUGCAAAACCUUUCCGACGCAGUGUCCGCUUUGAGAACGAUCCUCGAAGCAGCACCGAACGGUUCCUCGUUUCUUUUCAUCGACAACUCGCUCAUGAGUAUCAAGAAUUUCGUGGAGAGUCUUGUUUUCCCUGAUCGAAACUUUGAAGAGACCAAGAAUGGCAAAGAAAACGAUGAAUUCAUCUUCAAUGCCUCGUACGCAGAAUACAGGUUUGAAAUCGAGGAUGCUCUGGCGAAGUAUCCUUUGCUGUGUGACUACAUUAACCUCGUUGUAGAGUGGGUUGAUAGGCCUCCUUUGAGUGAUCUUCGUGUGUACAUAUUUCAUGUUGUUAAGAAAAAUUAGAUUCUAUAAACAAAAAAAAUUAUUUGCGUAUAAUUAAUGUAAAUUCUGUUGUUAAAUUAAAAAAGCAAGUUGCUUGUUUUCAAUUUUUUCAUGAAAUUUUAAACUCAGUUGUUUUCCGUCUCAUUUUAUGUCAAAACGUAUUUGUAAAUAUCGUGAGUGCAAAAUUGUUAAAAAAAACUUUUAUUAGUUAGUUGUUUGUAAAGUUGAUCACUUAUAGUGUGUAAAAUGCAUUCAAAUAUGUUAGUGAAUUUAAUUUCUUUAUUUUAGCUAGUUUGAAACGUUCUUUGUUUCAUUGCUUUUAAACAUUUUUGUUUCAACAAAAUGCUCUCCUUUUCUCGUACCAUGGUGUCCGUUUAAAGAUCGCAUCAUUUCAUUUCCUUUGUGAAUAAAGCUGGAAUGAUUUGACAAUCAGUUAUCAUUCGUUUAUCUUGCUUUAAUGCGGGUAUCUUCUGUCGAGUAUCGCCCGUUUUAUGUUUCAUUAGGUACCUUCUUCCAUAACAUUCAAAACUGACCUGCGGUUCUUACAUAUGCUUCCCCAAUCCCAAUCCCUAAGCAGCGACCUGUUUUAUUUAUAGCUUGUUCUUAUACAUUUAUAUUUCUACAUCUGACUAAUAGAAAAAAUCUUACUAUUCAAAUAUGAUUUUCAGAUAACUUUCAGUUAUAUACUUAUUAUGCGCAACUGUAAAAAUCUGUUUAACCAUUCUCGCUUUUAAUCAGUUGGGGUUUUGUCGUUUUGAAGCGUAAAUCGCCGUGGUUUUAUCUAUCGUUUUCAGUAAGUGUGUAUAGACUUGCAUUUUUGCACAGCAGCCACAAAUCAAUGAAUGAAUAAAGGAAAUAAAUAUACCCUUUGUAAUUGCAAACAAAUGGGGCUACAAAGUUGGCACAAGUCCCAAAAUAGAUAGAGUUGGCUCUAGCCCCAAGGUAGACAUCUUUUGCAGAUUUCCCAAAACAGAUAAAUUGCCACUAGCUCCAAAAUGAAUUAGAUUGAUAUCCUCCUACAUUGUACGGACGCAAAAAAAUUAUUGAAAUCAUUGAAUUUGUUAUCUGGACAACUCUUCCAAAAUACACGAAACAGAGUCUUUACGAUUGUUAAUAAAAAUGACACGUGCAGUCUUCAAAUUUGCCUUGCUUUCCAUACAGGUGUAGAUUAGAUCUUUGCCUGUAGGUCUCCACCCCUAGCACUUAGCGUCUUCUUCAUGGCUUUCUUCUCUCCUUGUAACCCUUGAGCUUGGUAAAAGUAAAAGUGAGCUGCGAAAUCUUCUGUAAAUGUACAUUGCAUAUGCACGUUCAGUAUUUAAUUCAAUACAUGGAGAAAAGAUAACAUUCUAAGAAAAGUAUAAAAAUUAUUUGAGAUUGGUAAA